UUGUCUAACCUAACUUUGUGAAUCUACAAAUUUCUAAUUUAAUAUCAAAAAUGCUUUUCAAAAGAUAAUUUAACUUUAAACUAGUCUUCUGUUCAUAUAACCUUCAAUGUAAAUUUAUUAAAUUAAUUUAAUAAGCUAUUAACUUCAACUCAAUAACAUUUAACAUUUAACUUAAUAUAAUUAAAAAAUAUAUUACAACAAUUAAUUAAUUAAAUAUCACGUGCAUUCACAAAAAUAAUAUCAAUAUAUUAACAAUAUAUGCCUCUGAUAUUUUUAAUUUUUAUUACAAAAGAAGUUACUAAAGGUGAUGUUUUCUUCGGUCGCUCAAAUGUGCUAAUGGUUCCUGUAAUAAAUCUUUAUACGUAGUCCCGUCAGCUAUAAAAGUACUCUUAUCAAACCCUCAGAAUGACAUCAUUCGACAACAAAUAGUGAAACCACAUGUGCAAAGCGUAACACGUAUGCUUUCACAUUUUCUAAUUUGUGCUUCGAUCAUUAUUGAUAGCAACGCGUAAAAGGACCUUGCACACUUCUUAUAAAGAAAACAGCUGUCAAAUUUGCUAAAUUUUUUAUGUGAUUGCUUUUAUGAUACUAAUCAAAUGCAAUCUUAAUAAUCAUGACCUCACGAAAUCUCAACUUUUAUAGUUAUGGAACCCUAAAUUGUUCAAAAUUGUGUAUUUUACAGUUAUACAUAUAUUUACUGUUUUCGCCACUAUUGUUAUUUAAGUGUAACUAGUUAUGCAACAUAUGCCACAUGUCUACGAGCAUUAUUGACAUGUUUCAAACGACAUUGAACUUUGUAUGAGCUGCUUUAUAAUACAGUAUUGUUAUCAAUACGCAAGUCUUUUCUGUAUAAUCAUCGUAAUCUACGUAAAAAAAUUAAUAGAUACCAUAGAUUUCAUUAAUUUGUACACACAAACAUCUAUGGUGGUUCAUAGAAAAGCCUUUAUUUUUUAUUUCAACGUUUAAGAAAAAUGAUAGCGCUGAAAUUGUCAAUCAAGGGAGAAGCUAAUGUUAGCUGGGAGAGAAGAAGGACAACCAGGGAUUCCCAAGGACACAAUCGUACCAAAGUGGAUCAUUUUCGAGCAAAUGAACAGUAUUUUAAUCUGACUUAUUACCUAUUAGGAAAUACAGCAGGCAAUGGCGAGGUACGAAUAUCAGCAGGAUUUCAUAGAUACUCUUUCAAUUUCUCACUACCCUACAAUAUACCAUGCAGCUUCGAACAUACAAACGGUCACAUCAGAUACACGAUGAAAGCCGUCAUCGACAGACCAUGGAGAUUCGAUCACGAGAGCAAAAUUGCGUUUACUGUAGUCUCGUCUUAUGAUUUGAACACUCACAGUCAUCAAUGUAUCGGCGUAGAUGACGAAGUGAACGAAAGUUUUUGUUGCUUCUGCUGUUUAAACUUGGGUUCGAUGAAGAUACGUAUCAGAAUACCGACGACAGGGUUCGUUCCGGGACAAUCGAUAGAGACUAUAGUCAACCUCAAUAACAUCAGUAGAGUCAACGUGACGAAGAUCUGUGUUAAACUGGAACGGACUUUAGAUUUCCACGCAAGAUUACCAUACAAUACGACCAAGACGGAUAAGGCGAUCGUAAAAGUUGAUCAAAGUAUGGGACCAUUUGGCCAGCAAGCUGAGGUUGCAUCACGAUUACAGAUUCCACCAAUACCGCCAUCCCAAUUGGAAUAUUGCAGUAUAAUAGAUCAGAAAUAUUCUUUACGCGUUACAAUUCAUGUCUCUGGAACGCAUUGCAGUAUUACCAAAAUUUAUCCGAUCUUGAUUGGAACAAUUCCAUUACACUCUACAAUUCUAUCCGCAUCCUAUAUGCAAAACGUGCCUCAACCUACAGCUCCUAUAAUACAAGACGAUUAUGAUCCUCCGCCACCGAUGCCAACGUCUCCAGACUACGCACCACCAAAUGUGCCCUAUCCUCAAGCGAUAGGUUUUGCCUCUCCGAGUCAACCCGGCACCUCAACCAAUCCAUGGGAUAUACCACCACCAUCGUAUGAAGAAUGUAUGCAAAGAGCAGAUAGUAUCAAAGAUGAAGAUGAAUCAAAUUAUGUACAUGGUGCUAAUGAGCCUUUCGCACCGAGGUACCCGGUCUUCAAUUUCGCACCGCCAUGUAAGAACGGAACAUUAUUUACUACUGAUCGCAUCACAUUUUUAUAACACUACAUUUUCAAUAUUUUUCUUCAAUAGAUCCACCAGAAAAAUAAACAAAAACAAAAUACCCUAAAAAUACAAAACAAGAAAGAAAUCCGUAUCACGCGGCAAUUGAGUUACUUCCACUCAAUGCGUUUGUAACAACGAAGAAGCAAGUCAAACAGGAAUUCAAAAACGCAGAUUCUGAUCGCUACUACCUCAUGAUAUCUAUAAGUAAAUGUUACUCAACUUUCUUAAGUGUAAAAAAACCUUAAUCACAUAUACAUAUUUUUAUACUCUAUAUCACACUCUUCUUAUAUGUUUACAAAUGUAUUUUGCAGUAUGCUUGUGUAGAACAAAUUAUGUAUAAUCUAUAAGAAAAAAAUAUAAUUUUGCGAUGUUCGUUUACAAGUUAAAACGUUAAAAUAUUUUAAACAGAUUAGAGAAUAAAGAUCCAUAAGAAGAUAUAUGCAAGGAGAAAUAAACAUAAUUAUGCCAAAAAUGGCAUAUUUACACAAUUUAUUUUAUAUCUCUCAACAUCAUCAUAAUCAUCAUCGAGUCAUAUAAUAGCAAAAGUAACGUUAACCAGAAGUGUUUUGAAUGUCGGCUAGAACAACGGAAAAAAAGCAUGAUAGGAAGGGAGGGAAGAGAGAUUCAUCCCGAUAACUCGUGCAAGCUAAUCGAUUUGUGAAUUUGUCGUAAAUACAAAAAAAGUGCAAUAUAUGGAAGUCGGAGAGGAGUGAGAACCCUAACGAAAAAAAGCUACAUGACGUAAUCGUGAAUUUUGCAUGAACGGUCAUAUGAGAUUUCCUAUUCUACAAUAAUUGUAUUCCAAAUUUACAGCAUAGCAAAUGUACAUGGUACUAUUAUUCACAUUCAAUCACCAAAUGCCCGGCAAACAUAUCAUUGUAGGAACUGAACCCAUCCAUUUCGACGCUUUUAACACUGCCUUAAAUACUGAGAUUAAACAUAUUUACGCGAUAUUGCUAUCGGAUGACUGCGAAAGAUGCUGAAGCCUUUGAUUGCACACAAUAACACAAAAAAUCGAGCUCAUUUUAAAAUGUUUACAAACUAUUCUUACAUUGCAAAUUUUACUUGCACGAGAAUGGUCCCGUUAAUUAUAAGAACUUAUCGUCAGGCAAUCGCCGAAAUUUGUAUGAAAGCCAUUUUAUUUUGAUACAAAAUCAUUUCAUAACCAGAAUAAUGGCUUUAUCGUACGGAAUAACUUAAAUUCUUAUUUUCUUAUAAACGAGUUCUUUUCAAUGGGCCAUUCUUACAACGUAAUUCGAUCGAGGCGAUUUCACAUGUAAUUCAAAAAACAUCCGAAGCAAAAUCCGUAAGAAACGAUGCGUUAUAAUUCGUAACGUUCUGCGGUGAUUGAUUGACGUUCAAUUAUGUAAAUACGAUCCUAAGUCGGCAUUCAGUGUCCGUAAAAGUUCACUCGUGCUAAUUCGGCAUAAUCCAAGUAAAGAUUGGAGUAAAUUCAUAUUAGGCACAAGGACAAUUAACUCGCAGGGAAACUCGCGAAACGCUGAAGAAUUUCUCAAUAUGUAAUUACAUGAGCCAGCAAAGUCAGGAAUUACGAGCGUCGACUUAUCUCUAGAUAAACGCAACUGAUGGAACGUGUCGUCAUAAAAUUUAAAAAAUAAUAUAAACGUGCAAAAUUUGAAAAUUAAAACAAUAUUGCCGGCAAAGAAAAAUAUAGCGUCUACAACAAAUUUUUUGCGUCCUUGACUCGAUGUUUCCUGACUUUUUUUCCUCAGACUUUUCCGAGCGUCCUGAUUGUUCGGGAGGGAAAAGGAACUGUGAGCUCCGACUUUACAAAAAUUUACUUCGCUUACAUAUAUUACAAUAACCUUCCCUCAAUUUAAGACAUUCAACCCUUAAUAUA
Molecule: messenger RNA, 4032 nt
Organism: Solenopsis invicta (red fire ant)
Lineage: Eukaryota; Metazoa; Arthropoda; Insecta; Hymenoptera; Formicidae
Product: arrestin domain-containing protein 17
Exons: 7
Coding region: 972-2168 (398 amino acids)
Biological process (GO): protein transport
Cellular component (GO): cytoplasm
Source: RefSeq, a predicted model, not a curated record